Penicillium taxi is the source of this 993-nucleotide messenger RNA. RefSeq names its product dihydroneopterin aldolase. Lineage: Eukaryota; Fungi; Ascomycota; Eurotiomycetes; Eurotiales; Aspergillaceae. Gene Ontology annotation, biological process: folic acid-containing compound metabolic process. The record is from RefSeq and is a predicted model, not a curated record. Bases 1 to 993 code for a protein of 330 amino acids. Gene Ontology annotation, cellular component: cytoplasm. The transcript is spliced from 2 exons. Gene Ontology annotation, molecular function: dihydroneopterin aldolase activity.
AUGACCAACAAACCCUACGUUCUCGAUGAACCCGCAGUCCUAGACAGUGUCCGUCUCCACAAAAUUGAGCUUCCCCUCCCCGCAGCCCCAGAGGCCUGGCACCGACUUGGCAAAUCUCAACCAUGCACCGCAAGCCUGAAACUCUCCUACACCUCCGCCAUUGCAGCCGCAGCUGCCGAUAAUGUCUCACUAUCACUGGAUUAUGGCAAGCUAUUCCGGCGCAUAGAAUCCGAUGUCCGCGACAUGGUGCAUCAUGUUUCUUCAGAAGAGCACCCACAUCACCAAAUGGUCAGUGUAGAUGGCACCCGGUGCGACGAAAUGAACCUCAGUGCUGCUGGCCAAGACCCACGUGUCACUGCCAGCAUUAUCACAAAUUGCGGCCUGGGACUUUUGGAUGCCACAGCGGCUCCCUUGCAGAAAUUAUUUGAAACUAAAGAGGCUCUACUUACGAACUACGCGAAAUGCGAGGUAUCUCUGCAUUUGCCGAAGGCGCUUCUGCGCUCCGAGGAGGGUCUGCGAUAUCGCAGUGUGACGGUAUGGGGUUACAUGCAACGGCAGCCUGAAGUUGGCGAGCCAAUUAUAUUGGCUGGUCGUGUUCCAGUAGUUGUGGAAGAGGAGUUCGCUAUCAAUGGGAUCAGAUGCCACUGCAUUGUUGGGGUUAAUCAGCACGAGCGGCUUGAAAAGCAGGCUGUGAUUGUUUCCUUGACGUUCAACGGUCCUGGACAGUUAGCUUGGGCCUCCAAGUUUGUCGAGACUUAUCAAAAUGUGACUCGUGCUGUGGCAGAGAAAGUCGAAGAGACUUCCUUCCAGACUGUUGAGUCGUUGGCUACUUUUAUCGCUCAUAUUGUGACUGUUGAUUUUGGCAAUGAGCGUGUCACUGUGCUGGUGGAGAAGCCUAGUGCUCUGCCUUUUGUACAGCGAUCUGGUGUAGAGAUUACUAGGACUCGGGAGUUCUUUGACACUCAUGAUGUACCGGUACCUCGUGCUGUAUAG